AUGAGUGAGGCUAAUUACAGGGUGGCUUGGGAUAGUCUGGUUGAUCGGUUCUCCAACAAAUACCUCCUCAAGAAACGUCAUUUGAACGCCUUGUUCGAAUAUCCUAGAAUCAAGAGGGAAUCAGCGACUGGCCUGCAUAAACUCAUCGACUGUUUCGAACGUAACACGAAGAUCCUGGAUCAACUAGGGAAGAAGACGAAUGUAUGGGGAGCGAUGCUGGUGCAUCUAAUGGUCUCGAAGCUGGACGAGGUCAUUCAGAAGCGUUGGGAGGAAAAUGUCACACCGGAUAGAGAACCGUCAUACGCUUCAUUGGUCGAAUUCCUCAAAAGGCAAACUCGGGUGCUGGAUGCUGUCUCUGUCGAUCAGCAGAUGUUCUCCACGUCUUCGUCGUCAUCCAGUGGUAGCAAAUUCCGUCCAACUAAAGUUUCGGUUAACUCGGCGACUGAGAACUCGCUCCCAAGCUGCUUCGCCUGCAGUGAGAAGCAUUGGAUUACUCGGUGCCCAACUUUCGCUAGUCUUCCGGUGGAUAAACGGCUGCAGCUUACAAACUCCAAGCGGCUCUGCAGCAACUGCCUGGGUCGGAAUCAUUUAGCGAGAGAUUGUGCGUCUAAAUUUCGAUGCAAAACGUGCUCCAAAAAACAUCAUUCGUUGCUGCAUCCUGGUUUCCCUGGUUCUGGAUCUAGUUCUGCUCCUAUCCCCACUGCAGCGAAUGACAACGGUAACACUUCUGCUCCAUCAAUUUCCGGCGGCGCUUCGAACUCUGGUCAAUUGGUUUCUAGUUCGGUAGCAUCAGUUUCAACCAACAUGGCGAUGGGGCAGCCAAGGUCACACUCAUUUCUACUCACGGUUAUGCUAAACGUGAAGGACGUUUGGGGAAGGGCCCACCACGCAAGGGCACUUUUGGAUUCUGGUUCCCAAGUCAACCUGAUGUCGGAAAAUCUCUGCAAGCUCCUUCAAUUAUCACGGCGGGAUAAGAAGGUAGAAAUAACUGGAAUAGGACGAUCACGAAGCCGCACGGCUUUCGAAGUUUCCACCACAGUUCCUUCUCGGGUGCAGAAUUUCUCGACGUCAUUGGACUUUCUGGUUCUGGGGCAGGUCACCGACGACCAGCCAUCUGUCUCGCUUCCACAAACUCAACGGAAAAUUCCACCCGAUAUGGUUCUAGUCGAUCCUGAAUUCAACAUCUCUGGUCCGAUCGAUUUGGUAUUGGGUGCACAGUACUUUUACGAUUUCCAUGUACGCGAUGGUGGCCGGUUGCAAAUUCGCAAGGUCGACGAUACGCUUCCAGUAUUUGUCAAUACGGUGUUCGGAUGGGUGGCAGCCGGCGAAGCAAAACGCAUGGAUGAAUCAACACGGGUCAGCUGUCACGUUGCCAAGGUAGAAUCUCUGGACAAGGCAAUCGAAAAAUUCUGGACGGUUGAAGAGUUGACGAUCAAAACGCCACGGUCACAGGAAGAGGAGGACUGCGAGACGCACUUCGUGAACACAUUCACACGCGAUGACACCGGCAGAUAUAUCGUGCGAUAUCCCAAACGCAUGAACUUCAGCAGCAUGGUUGGCGAAUCGAAGCAGACGGCUCUGCGACGAUUUCUUCAGACAGAGAAACGAUUGGAACGAGACCCAAACCUACGAUCGCAGUACGUGGAUUUCAUGAAGGAAUACAUCAAGUUGGGCCACAUGAAAUACAUCGGUGAAGCAGACGAUUCUCGCUUGGAUAAAGAUAAAACGGUCUGCUACCUUCCCCACCACCCGGUAUUUAAGGAAUCUAGUUCCACCACAAAGGUACGGGUAGUCUUCGAUGGAUCGGCGAAAACUUCCACAAAUCAUUCGCUGAACGAAGCUCUACUCACCGGCCCUACGAUUCAGGAUGAACUCUUGGAUCUGAUGCUCCGCUUCCGGAAACAUCUUAUCGCUUUGGUCGCUGAUGUCACGAAAAUGUACCGGCAAAUCUUAAUCCACCUCGACGACAUUCCCCUUCAACGAAUCCUGUGGCGAUGUGAUCCAUCAGAACCAAUUCAGGUGUACGAGCUGCUAACCGUCACGUACGGCUUGUCCCCAUCGUCAUUUCUCGCCACACGUGUGCUGAAGCAACUGGCUUUGGAUUCCGCUCAGAAGUACGAACUUGCAGCACGGAUCGUGCAAGAAGAUUUUUACAUGGAUGACUUUCUCUCAGGAGCAAACACAGUAGAAGAAGCCAUAAAACUCCAGAAGGAAGUCCGAUCACUACUGGCCGAAGGGGGCCUCGAGCUGCGUAAAUGGAGCUCCAAUAGUCCAGAAGUCCUGGAGAACUUACCCAUCGGAGCGCUUGGAGGAGAAACAAUGCUGCACUUCGAAAAGUAA
Messenger RNA from Toxorhynchites rutilus septentrionalis, 2340 nucleotides. RefSeq lists its product as uncharacterized. The transcript has a single exon. The coding region runs from base 1 to 2340 and encodes 779 amino acids. Lineage: Eukaryota; Metazoa; Arthropoda; Insecta; Diptera; Culicidae. The record is from RefSeq and is a predicted model, not a curated record.